AUGGCCUUCACAACACGCUCCUUCUCCUUCAUCUCCCUCUCCCAUUCAUCCUCAUCUCUAUCUCCCUACUCACCACUCGCAUCCUCCAAAUCUCGGUCCAAACAACCCAAAUAUCCUCGAAAAAAUAGAUCUAAAUCUAAAUCUAGGCGCAAAGGCCCCAAUGAACAAGAACAAGAACAAGAACAAGAACGAGAACUUCUCACUGAGGCAUUUCGAGGGGAAAAAGAUGAAGAGUGUCCAUGUCCUAGCUGUAUGUAUCCUGAUGCAUGUAGCGGGGAAAGUGAACCCUCUUCGUCCUCGUCAUCAUCCUCGUCUUCAUUCGGCAAUCACAAUAUCGAUGCAGAGGAAAGUUUCAAUAUUGCAGAAGUAGAGAAUGGGGGUAAAUUCCUCGAAAGGCGGAAAGGGAGACGAGAAGGGGGGCGCGAGUUGAAGAUGAAGUGGGGAUUGGCUUGGUUGAGGGGGAGGGUGACGCGGGGGAGAGGUUACGGAUAUUGA
Molecule: messenger RNA, 495 nt
Organism: Botrytis byssoidea
Lineage: Eukaryota; Fungi; Ascomycota; Leotiomycetes; Helotiales; Sclerotiniaceae
Exons: 1
Coding region: 1-495 (164 amino acids)
Source: RefSeq, a predicted model, not a curated record